Molecule: messenger RNA, 231 nt
Organism: Arctia plantaginis
Lineage: Eukaryota; Metazoa; Arthropoda; Insecta; Lepidoptera; Erebidae
Source: the annotation of a GenBank genome assembly
AUGACGCCAAGAGACACAAUUGCAUUACCGCUAAGAGCCACGAGUGCAUUGCCGCCAAGAGAUACAAGUGCAUUGCCGCCAAGAGACAUAAGUGCAUUGCCGCCUAGAGACACAAGUGCAUUGCCGCCAAGAGAAACAAGUGCAUUGCCGCGAAGAGACACAAGUGUAUGGCCGCCAAGAGACACAAGUGCAUUUUCCUUCCUUUCCUUUGAGAGCCACUUCUCCCUAUAA